UCUCGCAAUAGAACCCCCCCUUUUAACCCUAACCCUUUGUGCAUUCGUUACUCUUAGCCUUUCCUCCAACAUAUUUUAUUCUUGUUGCCCCCCACCAUCUUUCCUCAAGUUAUUUGCCCCCAAUUCUUUGUCCUUCCCUUUAACCUAUCCUCUUCACCCCCGAUUGUUUUAAUCACACCUACAGCUACCCAGCCCAGCGAGAUCGAGCAGGAAAAGCCAAUCCAACCCUCUUAUCCUACCUGGACGGAUGCUUUUUGUGAACCCGGCCACCCCGUUGCCCUCGCAGAUAUGGUGAAUAGGAACUUGCCAGCGUACAAACCGAUCGAGAUUACUUUUCUCAGCGAGCAGAAGGUGUGUUUGAUUCCAUGUCAUUUCCAAAGUUCCGUCCCAGUUUUGUAUCCGGGGGGAAGAGGGAAAUUGGCUGACGGGAUUGCCCAUUGCAGACGUAUGUCUGACGAAAUUCCAUCUCGGACCGAUGACCCACUGACAGCUUUGAUCUUUUAGUGACCUGGGAGAAGUGUCGUUCUGGCGCAAUAACCUUGUGAGAUUCCCGCCGCCCAGCUCGGGUGUCUCUGGGUUUGGAGGCUGAUUGCCCAUUUUAGGUUGCGGCUUCAAAACGCCAUAACCAUUUAUACAUUGCCCUUAAGUCGUCAAUUCGUGUCUACAGCCCGGCCUACCCGAACCAGAUCAUCUCGCCCAAUAUCCCCUAUAUAACCCUCACUUCUAGCUCUACCCCGACCGGACCCGGGUACAUCGACCCUGCAGAACCUCAUGCGAUCAACUCGCUCACGGUUGGGGACCUUGGGUUCGAGGAGGUUCUUGUGAGCGCACACGACGAUGGUGACGUCUGCGUAUGGUACACAAGGGACCUGAGCAAAUUGGCCUUUCGAUUGUCGGUGGGGGAGAGCGCUUGGGGCGUUGCGUUGCAUAAAGAGCGGAGAUUGGUGGCUGUCAGCGCGAACAAUCAUUUAAUCCAUGUCUUUGAAUUGGCGAUAACGGACGAUGGGGAUUGCCCAUGUCCGGGAGAGGGUACGGAUUCUGGGCUCGCUCAUAAGCAUCGAAGGAGGAGAAGGAGGAAGCGCGGUUCGUUUGGAUAUGAUGGGGGCGGUGGCUUUGAGGGGAGGUGCGAUCUGAAUGGGAAGCCUCUCCCCGGCAAUGAUGACGCGAGUAAGAAACGUCGAAAGAAGACGUCAAUGAAAAAUAAAACCACCACGAUACUGAAGGGCCAUGGAUGCAAUAUACCUAACGUGUCCUUUCUUGACGAUCCUACGGGAAGAUGGCUUAUGGGCACCUCGAUUGAUGGGAUGGCAAUACUUUGGGAUGUUAGGACCGAGCGCCCGGUUGAGAAAUGCAGACUCGGAGUGGACAAGUAAGCAUAACCUACCACAUGAAUAGUAUAAGUGGAUCAAUGGCUGAGCGUGAUACAGUCGUGGUUGGUCUGUCCUCUUCUUAAAGCCCCAAGCCUUUAAGCCCGUCUCCAAUAUCUACGAAGCACUGGGGAAGCCCGUCCCCGAGGAAUCCCAAGCAUCCCUGGAGGGUCCUUCGAGAAUAUCCCUUAAUGCCACAGGCAUUAAAACAAUAUCCACGGACUAUUACGACCCGGUGCCCGGCUCACAGGCUCAAUUGGGCAGGACGGCUAGAGCAUGGGACAUUUCCCCAAACCCCGGAGCCCACAUACCGGGCUCUUCACCGACUGACGACCUCUUGUACAGGCCCGCCAUGGCUGACGCUGGCUAUGACGAGGAUCAAUACUCGGAAGAGGAGGAGGAUGAAGACGGCGGCUGGAGUGAAGGGAGUGCAGAGGGAGAGGUUGAAGUCUUCUUUGGCUCCGGGGGCGCUCCAGUUGAGCUUGUUACCACCGGUAGUUCCGAGAGUGGGAGCAGCUACUACACCUUUACCGAUGCUAGUUCCGACGACGGCAGCGGACAUCAUUCCUAUCAAGGCUCGGACGCGGUCCAUAACCCCCGCUCUUCCUUAAGCCUCUAUGCCCCGGCCCAAUUCGUAGGGCUCGUCCAAGGCUCCGACUCCCCACCCCCCUCCUCUUCAUCUUCACCCUCUCACUCCAUCCAAUCCUCAACAAGCGCAACCACGAGCCCAACAAAGCGCACCCGUCCCUCUUCCGGGUACCUUUCCAGAUCCCACAACUACUCCACCUCCUCCAACUCUGGCUACACCUCCUCAGCCUCCUCCUCCAACUACGCCUCCACGGACACGGACUCGGAGGAAGAAACCCCCGUUCAACCCCCCACAUCCCUGAUAUUUUCCACAACUGACCGCAACGCCCACCUCCUCACCGUCACUUCCUCCCUCUCCCCUAUCGUCCUCUGUCGCUCGCCCUUGCGCACUUCCCUGCCGCGCUCAUCCAACCGGUACCAAUACUCCGCUAACAUCGACCGUCUCAACCUCUGUCACGCCAUACCAGAGCUAUCCCUCGUCAUCGCCGCCUCUCAAAAAGGUCGUAUCGCUGUGUUCAGGCUGACGCGCGUCAGGGAUGAGUAUUGUAUGCGCCUGGACGACAUACUGCCGCGGGCGUCGGAGCCUCCAGGCACCGUCGUUCCUGGCGGGAGCACGGCGCUGUUGGGCGUCGCCGUGGGGCCGAUCCAAGGCAGGGAGGUGGGUAGCUCGGUUCGUAGAAGGCGGGGCGGGUGGAGGGGCAAUGAGCGGCGCCGGAGGUACAGGCUCAUGUGCGUGUUUGUCGACGGGCGGGUACUUAGCUAUGAGAUUGGGCGGGAGGGUGCCCCCGAACUCGCUGUGGAGGGGAGUGGAGGAGGCUUGGGAGUAGGGAUGGGAGUCGGAGGGUUGGGGGGGUUUGUCAUGGUUUAG
Molecule: messenger RNA, 2823 nt
Organism: Tuber aestivum (summer truffle)
Lineage: Eukaryota; Fungi; Ascomycota; Pezizomycetes; Pezizales; Tuberaceae
Source: the annotation of a GenBank genome assembly